AUGCGAUGCGCGAGCAAGGCCGCCGAGAGCGCGCCCGCAAGUCUCUGUGCGGACGCCGAAGCAGAAACUGCUGCAACCGAUGUGUCAUUUGAUGCCAAAGCGUCUCAGUCUGUAUCGCCUGGUGAUGUAGGCGCUGGUCAUGAAGACACUCAUGUCUUCACAGAGUAUGAGCUCGGUGUCUCAUACUCUCCUGAUAUGGAAGACGGAUCCGUAUCGACGGCGAUCGAAACCAAGCCGCCUGCCAAGCGUGGCAUGGAUGAUGCUAUGCGUCGUAGCAUCCUUGGUUCGUCUGACGAAUCAGAUGAACCAUCGCCAAAGCGAAGGCGCUCGAGAUUGCAAGACUCGGGCGCUAACAGUGGUGUCGGUUCUCCUAUUGACACCACUUCGCAACGAGGUGCUAGUCCUUCUGUCGGCACAACGCAGGAAUAG
Molecule: messenger RNA, 429 nt
Organism: Peronospora matthiolae
Lineage: Eukaryota; Oomycota; Peronosporomycetes; Peronosporales; Peronosporaceae
Source: the annotation of a GenBank genome assembly